UUUUUUUUUUUUUUUUUUUUCUUUCUUUCCUUCUUUUUUGGCGACUCAAAAAAAAAGGGGUGAGGAUUUUCACCUAGUUAUUGACGGCUUCCCCCCUUUUUUUUAUUAUUCUUUUUUUUUCAUCUUUUACUACAAUUAUCACGAUUUUAUUUCCGUUUAAACGACCAUCAUGGGGUCAUUACCUGGAUUGCCCAUAUAUUUCAAUUUGGUCAUACGUCAACAACCUUUACAAUCACGUACUUGUGGAGUAGGUGACAAAGUGGAUCGACGACCAAUUGAUCCUCCUCUUAUCAUUGAAUUACAGAUGCACAACGGUUAUCAUCAAUUACUCCUUCCAGAGGAAUACAUGACUGAUUUGUUUAUGACAGCAGUGUUGGUACCAGCAGCAAGAACAACAACAACAUCAUCAUCAACACAACAACAAGUGGAUCUCAGUCUUCAUUCUCAACUAACGGUCGGUCGCACAGUUUCAUCUUUAUAUCUCUUUAAAGAUCUUGAUUAUAUUCCAAAAUGUUUCUUUGUCUUCUCAGAUCUUUCUAUUCGCGUCGAAGGUAGAUAUCGAUUUCAAUUAUCUUUAUUCCAAAUUCAAGGGUAAAAAAAAAUAAGAAAUAAAGAAUAAAAAAUAAAAAAAUAAAAA
Messenger RNA from Halteromyces radiatus, 637 nucleotides. Its product is annotated as velvet factor. Lineage: Eukaryota; Fungi; Mucoromycota; Mucoromycetes; Mucorales; Cunninghamellaceae. The record is from RefSeq and is a predicted model, not a curated record. The coding region runs from base 170 to 595 and encodes 141 amino acids. The transcript is spliced from 4 exons.